Molecule: messenger RNA, 783 nt
Organism: Maudiozyma saulgeensis
Lineage: Eukaryota; Fungi; Ascomycota; Saccharomycetes; Saccharomycetales; Saccharomycetaceae
Source: the annotation of a GenBank genome assembly
AUGAAUUUAUUAAAAGAUUGCUGUAACAAGAGGGCCUUCUCCUCUGCAGUUACCGUGUCGAAGCAAUGGAAGCUCGUAGAAACUAGAAGGGUUGCAGUUCAACCUAAUUACCAGGUAGGUGAUUCUAAACCCCAUUACGUUCCAAGAAGAGAUAAGAAGUUCCCUGAUUAUAAAUAUGGCGAGCCGACUGUCUUUAAAAGAAGUGCAAAGGGUUUGUUCGGUGGUUCUUUUAUUCAAUUUGGUAACAGUAUAUCUGAAAGUAAACAUAAAACUAGAAGAAAUUGGCUUCCAAACAUUGUAAGAAAGGGAUUAUGGAGUGAGAUUCUGAAUAAGAAGAUCGAUAUAAAAUUGACAGCAAGUGUUCUUCGAACCAUUAGUAAAGAAGGUGGUAUUGAUAACUAUUUAAUAAAAGACAAGCCUGCCAGAAUCAAGGAAUUAGGUCCCGCUGGUUGGAAACUACGUUACAGUAUAUUAAAGGAGAAGGAAAGAAGAAGCAAAGAUUAUUUAAAAGAUAUGCAAGUGGUAAAGGGUAAAGAUGGUAAGGAUGUUGUUAUAUACUAUGAUGGGAUCAUAAAUGGUAAACCAUUAAAAGUUAUUAAGAGCAAGAAUAGUUUACUAGGUUUGUUAUUCCCAUUAGAAAAAUUAGAGAAGCUUGCUGAUGGCAUUAAGAUUACCAGAAAAUCGUAUGCAGAUUCUUAUUAUGGCUGCACUAUUGAGCAAGUUCUAAGUAAAUUAGACGACUAUAAUUUCGAUCUAUCUACUGUAUCGCUACAAGAGAAUUGA